AUGAAGAUCCCACCCCCACCCAUCACUCUCCAUCCGAACAGAGAGGCUCCAUUCCGCCAACGCUGCCCAGCACUGGCAGUGCAUCUAGCCGCUGACAGCUGGCCCGGCAGAGGCUGCCAGAGUCCCAGAGACACUGGUAGCUGCCUGCAGAUAGCAAAGAAGCCGGUAUCGCAGAUAGCGCAGAGGUACCUUUGUAAGACCCACCGAUUACAAUACAGAGAAACCACUGAGCCCAGAACUCGGCCCCACGAUGGGAGCCCCCAGAGCUACACGGGAUGCUCACAGAACAGCAAAGCAAAAGACCUACAAGGAACUGGUGAUGAUCCGGAGAGUGAAAACCCCAGCACUCAGAACCUGUACGGAGGCCCAGCCCCACCCCUCGCCUGUGGUGUGGACACUAUGGACCCUACAGCUUCGACAAAGGUGUGUCAGGGCGCCCUGGGGAACUGUGUCUUCUUCCUGCUGUAUGCAUACAGCUUCUUGUGCAAACCCCGGCUCCGGAAGCCCAUUGCCAUGGUUUUCAUGCACCUGAACCUGGUCAAGGCCUUGACCAUCAUUUUUGAGUCCAUACCCUUCAUCGUCUCCUCGUAUGGAGUCCUGUGUUUCUUGGAUGAUGCCACGUGUAAGGCUAUGCUGUUCCUGUUCAGGGUCAGGUGGGGACUGUCCGCCUGCACUACCACCUUCCUGAGCACCCUCCAGGUCCUCACCAUCAGCCGCACCCCUGCCCAGCACACCCCAUCACCCAUUAUCAGCUCCAUUGUUCUGCGAGAUGCUCUGUCCAUGGUCCUCAUGGUGGCCCCCAGCCUCUACAUGGUGAGGCUCCUCUACCGACACCGCUGCAGAGCCUGGCACCUCCACAGUCCCAGUCUUGCCUCCCAGCCAGCACCCAAGAACACAGCCACCCACACAAACCUGCUGCUGGUCAGCUGCUUCGUGUUCUUCUAUUGCUCCAACAGCAUCGUGACUGGUGUGCCUCUGAUGUUGUCCUUCAGCUACCCCACACUCUGCCCGUUCUUGCUCAUGAAGAAUAACCGAAUGGUUUCACGAUGGAUCACUCACUCAUGUUAUACCAAGAAUGAUCCAUUGUAA
Dipodomys ordii (Ord's kangaroo rat) is the source of this 1089-nucleotide messenger RNA. Its product is annotated as vomeronasal type-1 receptor 94-like. NCBI's taxonomy places the organism in Eukaryota, Metazoa, Chordata, Mammalia, Rodentia, Heteromyidae. The coding region runs from base 1 to 1089 and encodes 362 amino acids. The record is from RefSeq and is a predicted model, not a curated record. Gene Ontology annotation, cellular component: membrane. Gene Ontology annotation, molecular function: pheromone receptor activity. The transcript is spliced from 4 exons. Gene Ontology annotation, biological process: G protein-coupled receptor signaling pathway.